Chlorella variabilis is the source of this 1134-nucleotide messenger RNA. RefSeq lists its product as hypothetical. The record is from RefSeq and is a predicted model, not a curated record. NCBI's taxonomy places the organism in Eukaryota, Viridiplantae, Chlorophyta, Trebouxiophyceae, Chlorellales, Chlorellaceae. The transcript has 4 exons. The coding region runs from base 1 to 1134 and encodes 377 amino acids.
AUGCCUUGGCACCCUCUCAGCGAAUUCGACAGGGACCGGGUGGAGCGCGGCAGGCGCCUGCUGCAGGAGUCCGAGGAUCAUCGUGGCAGCCGGGACCUGCAGCUGUUCGUGGAGGGCAUGGAUCUGACAGUUCAGCUGCACCAGCUCUUCCUUGACAAGGACGGGAACCGGAGGCAGGGAUUGACGGCACAGGAGACGCAGCAGAUGUUUUCGCCCCUCAUGGAGCUGCUGUCGUCCACAGUAUCCUAUGUUCUGUUUGGCGAGGGCAGGGGUAGGACGGAGCUUCUUGACCUGCGGCACCACCUGCCCGUGGUUGCCAACAGAACAACCAACUGGGCAGCGACCACAGCAGCAGCAGCAGCCGCGCUGGAGCGGCACCAGCGCCGGGUUGGGUGCAGCCCGGUGGUGAUUGCAGCAGAGGUGCGCAUGGUCUGGCUGUACCAGCAGAUGUAUGUGGCUGAGGAGUUGCUGUUCCGGGAGCCAGGGGCGCCCGAGGCGCGCCACCGGCUCGACACAGCGCUGGCAGCGAAUAGGCAGCUGGUGGAUCUCAACCCUGCAGCAGCAGGCCACUUGCACUCGCUGUACAGCAGCAUAAGGAUGCUGUACCGCUCAGGGACUGGUGCCGAAGGGGUGGCAUUCUACCGCCAGGCGUUGCGCAAGGCGGAGGAGCAGAAAGAACACACCCUGAAGGCAUCUUUGGGCAUCAGCCUGGCAGGCGCCUUGAUCUGCGGAGCCGCCGGGCCGCGCUGGUCUCGCGAGGAGGUGCAGGGGCUGCUGGCAGAUGCGGAGCAAGCGCUGAACCUCUGCAAGCCUUGGCUGGCUCAAAACUAUCUGGCAGCCCAGAAGAAAAGGCUGCGGGAGCAAAAGCAGGAGUUUGCUGAACUGGCAGCCCGCAGGCCAGGGGAAAGCACGCUGCCCGCCAUCGACAGUGUGUACAUGACGGCACCGCCGCCUCCUGUGCUUGUGUGCAGCGGCUGUGGGCAGCUAUCCACCAGUCUGAAGAAGUGCAGCCGCUGCCGCGCGGUGGCCUACUGCAGCCGUGCCUGCCACGCCAGGCACUGGAAGGAGGGCGGGCACAAGCAGCAGUGCGCGCAGCUGGUGGCAGGGGCUGGGCCCAGCAGCGGCAGCAGCUGA